GACGAGGACUCUGACGACAACUUCAAGUAGUAGAGUAGACGUGUCUCGGUGUCAGUACCACUUGAACUGUUGUUAGAGUUGAAUUCCGAAGAAAAAAAUAUAUUCAAAAUUACAUAGCACGAGAACGUAUAAAACGUUUGAACAGUUUUUAUCGAUCGAAAAAGACGGACCACGUGAGCGAAAUACGUUCAUUCGCGCAAGGAGCAAAGAGAAUCGCGAUGGCGCCGAUUGCGAAUCAGAGCUAUAUGUUUGAUCUCUUGGUCAUUGGUGGAGGAUCGGGUGGCUUAGCAGCAGCUAAGGAAGCAGUGGGAUUAAAUGCAAAAGUGGGAGUUUUGGAUUAUGUAACCCCUUCUCCUUUAGGUACCACUUGGGGCUUAGGUGGUACUUGUGUCAAUGUAGGAUGUAUACCGAAAAAGUUGAUGCAUCAAGCUGCAUUGCUUGGUGAAGCUGUUCAUGAGGCGGCAACAUUUGGUUGGCAGCUACCUGAUCCUAAGACUGUGAAAAUUGACUGGGAAGCCUUGAGAACUGCUGUACAAAAUCAUGUCAAGUCUGUCAAUUGGGUCACUCGUGUCGAGCUUAGAACAAAGAAUGUCGAAUAUAUCAAUGCUCUCGGACAUUUCAAGGAUGCGCAUACGGUAGUUGGAAUCACUAAAAAGGGGGAGGAGAAGAUUCUUACAGCUAGAAACAUAAUAAUUGCAGUUGGUGGUAGACCUAGAUAUCCCGAUAUUCCAGGUGCUCUGGAGUACGGCAUAACUAGCGAUGAUAUCUUUAGUUUAGAACGUGCUCCAGGCAAAACUCUUGUUGUUGGAGCUGGAUAUAUUGGCUUAGAGUGCGCUGGUUUUCUUAAUGGCUUAGGCUAUGAUGCGACAAUAAUGGUCCGAUCAAUUGUGUUGCGAGGAUUUGAUCAGCAAAUGGCAAACCUCGUUGCUGAAGAGAUGGAACAUCGCGGCGUGCAUUUCAUCUAUCAGGCAAAGCCUAAAAAGAUCACGAAGCAAGAGGACGGCCGCCUUCUUGUCGAUUGGGUUGACAAGGAGGGCACAAUUCAUCAAGACGUAUAUGACACCGUUCUAUUUGCUAUUGGCCGACGAGCGCUUACAGAAGAGUUAAAACCGGAGAACGCCGGAUUGAAGCUUGUCCCAGAAACUAAUAAAAUUGAAGCAAUGAACGAGCAAACGAAUGUUAAGAACAUUUACGCAGUUGGUGACGUACUUCAUAAAAAGCCCGAACUGACACCCGUUGCUAUACACGCCGGCAAAUUAUUAGCAAGAAGACUGUUUGGUAAUUCUACCGAGCAAAUGGAUUACACAAAUGUAGCAACGACGGUGUUUAGUCCUUUGGAAUACGGAUGCGUCGGGCUGAGCGAAGAAAAAGCGAUCGAGCUUCACGGAGAGGAAAAUAUAGAGAUCUAUCACGCGUAUUACAAACCGACGGAAUUCUUUGUUCCCCAGAAGAAUGUCGAUCGUUGCUAUGUGAAGGUCGUCGCGCUCAGAACAGAGGAUGAGAGGGUGCUUGGCAUGCACUUUGUUGGACCCAACGCGGGCGAAGUAAUUCAAGGAUUUUCUGCUGCUAUUAAAUGUGGCUUAACAAUCUCGAAAUUAAAGUCCACCGUUGGAAUUCAUCCAACGGUAGCAGAAGAGUUUACCCGCAUAUUAAUUACCAAACGUUCAGGCCUGGAUCCUAAGCCGCAAAGCUGCUGCAGUUAGAUUCAUGUACAUAAUACAUAACGUCAUCAUUCAAGAUACAGAUUAUUCUAUUACUUAGAAGAUAAUAUUUACUUUUGUAACAAAUAUCAGCCGAUCUCUAAUCCAUUUUAGCUAAAAUAGCGUUUCACUUUGACACUUGCGCAGUACUAAAAUAUCGCGAUACCGCGUAAAAUAAGCAGCGAAUAAAAUAAAAUCUAGAAAUGAUCCAUUGUACACACUACAGUGAUCUUUUAUAUAUAUAUAUUUUUUUCAAGAAAUAAAGCGUCUUUUUUAUGGCGUAUAUAUCAGUGAUAAAAAAAUUAUAAUUAUUUUAAGCAUUGAAAUGAAAUAAAUAUAUU
This is a messenger RNA of Nylanderia fulva, 2041 nucleotides long. RefSeq names its product Thioredoxin reductase 1 (gene Trxr1). Gene Ontology annotation, biological process: cellular response to oxidative stress; glutathione metabolic process; cell redox homeostasis. Gene Ontology annotation, cellular component: mitochondrion; cytosol. The record is from RefSeq and is a predicted model, not a curated record. Lineage: Eukaryota; Metazoa; Arthropoda; Insecta; Hymenoptera; Formicidae. Gene Ontology annotation, molecular function: thioredoxin-disulfide reductase (NADPH) activity; glutathione-disulfide reductase (NADPH) activity; flavin adenine dinucleotide binding.